AUGAAGGCGACACUGCUGGUGCUGCUGUUGUCUGUUGUGGGCGUGACGGUUUCCUGUGGUCUUCAACAGUCUGAGUGGGGAACUGGCCCAGGCUGGGCAAAAGUUUUCUACCCCUUCUUUGUUAUUGAGAACACUGUCUUAGGAGAGUCUGACAGGUUCCUUGGCAGCUACACUUUUAAAGUAGUUGGUGGGGGACCGUAUUCAAGAGAAAACAUACGUUAUUACAGUCAAGAGGAAAUUCUGAAGUUUAACAGCCUCAAUUACAGUGAGAGCUCUCAGCAGACUCUUGUGUGGAUGUUUGAAGACAUUCCAGACUCUUUCCCUCUGACUAAAGAGGGCUUCAUAGUCAUGAGGGGCACCUCCAACAGGGUCAGAUGGCUGUGUCAGAGGAACUCUCCCUGUGGUGAUUUGACACCUAGAAAUCUGCUUGAUCCAGAUUUUUUCUUCAUUAUUGAGGUCUCCAACAAGUAAGUCUGCUUAUUUGGGAUUGUAACUUUAUUUUUCCUUUAGGAAUAUUUAAGACCAACAUUGUGUCUUGCUUAAAUU
Molecule: messenger RNA, 546 nt
Organism: Colossoma macropomum (tambaqui)
Lineage: Eukaryota; Metazoa; Chordata; Actinopteri; Characiformes; Serrasalmidae
Product: cation channel sperm-associated protein subunit gamma-like
Exons: 5
Coding region: 1-471 (156 amino acids)
Cellular component (GO): CatSper complex; sperm principal piece; motile cilium
Source: RefSeq, a predicted model, not a curated record